This is a messenger RNA of Hermetia illucens (black soldier fly), 2078 nucleotides long. It is a transcript of the gene Septin1, whose product is annotated as septin-1. The record is from RefSeq and is a predicted model, not a curated record. The transcript has 6 exons. Lineage: Eukaryota; Metazoa; Arthropoda; Insecta; Diptera; Stratiomyidae. Gene Ontology annotation, cellular component: septin complex; cell division site; synaptic vesicle. Gene Ontology annotation, molecular function: molecular adaptor activity; GTP binding; GTPase activity. Gene Ontology annotation, biological process: regulation of exocytosis; cytoskeleton-dependent cytokinesis; cell division. The coding region runs from base 419 to 1501 and encodes 360 amino acids.
GCUGUGUGUGUGCGUCACCGUCGUGCACUUCUCAUCUGCCAUCUCCAUCGCACGUCGGCCGCCGACCGUUUCGUUUACCAGAGUCGCGUUGAGUUCUUGGUUGUCGCUUGUUGGCUCGGCGGCGGUUCCGCGGUGAUACGUGUUUUGCCCGAGAUUCCUGUAAUUCUGAGAAGUGCAGAUUCCUGAAGCGCCCGAAUGAGCCAGGUCCCACCCAGCGGUCCCGUUCGUUUUUAUUUAUUUGGUUGUGUUGCUCGCGUGUGAGUCCUGCAAGUGCGUCCUGCGGACCGUGUCCCGGUUGUGUUCCCCCCGAGUGGCCCGUGUUCGGCUUUGAUUUCGGCGUCGCCUUCCACGAUUUGACUUUUUGAAUUCGCUUUUGGCGUUUGUGUGCCGUUGGCCGUUUGGAUUUGAGACUGCGAAGAUGUCGUCGGACACUGCCAAAAACUUCUCGAGUUUGGAGACACCCGGCUAUGUGGGUUUUGCUAAUUUACCGAAUCAAGUGCAUCGCAAGUCGGUAAAAAAGGGUUUCGAGUUCACACUGAUGGUGGUGGGUGAAUCCGGUCUGGGAAAAUCAACUCUAGUUAAUAGCUUGUUUCUAACAGACCUUUAUCCAGAGCGAAUUAUUCCGGAUGCAGUGGAAAAACAAAAGCAAACAGUCAAGCUGGAUGCAUCCACGGUGGAGAUUGAAGAGCGUGGCGUGAAGCUACGUUUGACCGUUGUCGAUACACCUGGAUUCGGUGAUGCUAUUGACAAUUCGGACAGUUUCAGUGCAAUCUUAGAAUAUAUCGAUGAACAGUAUGAACGAUUUCUACGUGAUGAGAGCGGACUUAAUCGACGUAAUAUUGUUGAUAAUCGGAUACAUUGUUGUUUCUAUUUCAUUUCACCGUUUGGGCAUGGGUUGAAACCAUUAGACAUUGAAUUUAUGAAAAAACUACAUUCUAAAGUGAAUAUUGUACCUGUCAUUGCGAAAGCGGAUUGCUUGACAAGAAAAGAAAUUCAACGCCUUAAAACUCGCAUUUUGCAAGAAAUUGAGGAGAAUGGUAUAAAGAUUUAUCCACUGCCUGAUUGCGAUAGUGACGAAGAUGAGGAUUAUAAAGAACAGGUCAAACAACUUAAAGAAGCAGUUCCAUUCGCAGUUUGCGGCGCCACAACACUGCUAGAAGUCAAAGGGAAAAAAGUGCGAGGACGUCUGUAUCCGUGGGGCGUGGUAGAAGUUGAAAAUCCUGAUCACUGUGAUUUCAUCAAAUUGCGUACAAUGUUAAUAACCCACAUGCAAGACCUUCAAGAAGUAACACAAGAAGUACAUUACGAAAACUAUCGUUCAGAGCGUUUGGCCAAGGGAAUUAAGAAGAACGGAGCCUUGAAAGAAGCCGAUUCGACUACAACAGCAAGUAAUGGCGUUAUAACCGAUAAGGAUAGAAUAUUGCAAGAAAAGGAGGCGGAAUUGCGAAGAAUGCAAGAAAUGCUGGCUCAAAUGCAAGCGAAGAUGCAAGCACAAAAGUAAUCAAUCUCAUUCUGUUACAAAAUUCAAGCACAAGUUUGACCAUUUCAAAAGCGAAACAGACGACAAUAGCAGCGUUAUUGAGCUCUGGGCGGACUUAUCCUAAUAUGAAUAUUGUAUUUCAUUAUCACUAUCCAUUUUGAAAGGACCACCUUUCUCGUUUCAUACAGUUUCAGAUCGUUUGCCGAACGUGGCAGUAUUGUCUAGCAUUUCUAGUAGCGUGUACUCUCCUUUCUGAAAAAGUAUAAUCAUGUCCUCUGGUACAUGGAAAAGUAAUGUAUAAUAUUAUAAUCGUAGCUGUUUUUCUAUGAUUUGUACAAUAAUAUGUAAGUGGUUAUAUAAUCGCUAUGAAAUUCGUUUAUAUGUUUCUACAAAGCGAUAUUUAGAUAUACUCUCUAUGCGGCAAAAAAAAAGAGAUUGGAAAACUGCAAAUUUUACCAACAGAACAGCAAAAACAAUUUUAGGUGUAAAUAAGUUAUCAAUACUUUUGUCAUUCUAUUCAUGAAAAAAAAAACAUUUAUCAUAUCUUAUGCAAAAUCAUUAUUUUUACAAAUAUAUGAAAUUAUUUUCUUGCGACAUA